Molecule: messenger RNA, 351 nt
Organism: Melampsora larici-populina 98AG31
Lineage: Eukaryota; Fungi; Basidiomycota; Pucciniomycetes; Pucciniales; Melampsoraceae
Exons: 5
Coding region: 1-351 (116 amino acids)
Source: RefSeq, a predicted model, not a curated record
AUGAGGUUUUGCUAUCUUCGCGUUGUGAGCCUCCUCCUCUUCCUACUGACCCUGACGUACCAAAAAGAUAUUCCUUGUAACUCGGUCUGGGCACCAAACAUCAACCCCGGACAAGCAAUAUGCAAGUGCAUCGGCCAACCUAAGCGGAGAUGUAAAAUGGAUUCUUGCAAACCCAUCGUUAGUCAGGUUUCCUGCCCGGACGGCACGACGCAUAACUGCGACGGGACACCCACAGCACACGAGUACAUCAAUAACACACUCGUCUGUCGUGGUCAGGGAAAUCAGUUUUUCAGAAAUUGUUGGCUAACUGCUACUCCAGUAUGCGCGUCCACCGGCUGUUCGGUGAUUUGA